AUGACAUUGUUCGGAAACUUGAGGGAGGCUUUGAAGAAAGCAGCCAGCUUAAGGCGCAUGUUAGAACGAGAAUGCGCAGUUCGGGACGGUUCUGAAGACUUUGAACCUAGCGGCGGCCACAUUGAGUUUGUUGAUGUUAGCUUCGCCUACCCCGAGAAGGUGGUCCUAGAAAACUGCAAUUUGUCUUUCCAAUCUGGGAAAAUAACUGCAGUUGUGGGUCCAUCCGGGGUUGGGAAGUCGACCAUACUCAAGCUGAUAUUGAGAGCCUACGAUCCGCAGAUCGGCCUCGUCAAGAUUGAUGGGCAAGACAUCAGGAUAUUCCGUCUUCACUCAACUAUUCUGGAAAAUGUGAGAUAUGGAAGGCAAGGCGCUACAGACGAAGAGGUCCGCAAGGCUUGCAAGAAGGCCAACAUCCACGAUUGUAUCAUGAGUCGCGAGAAAGAGUACCAUGAAGUACUUAGCUGUGCAGGUAGUGGAUGGUCGGGCGGGGAGAGACAAAGAUUUGGGCUAGCUCGCUUGUUUGUCCAAAACCCCGAUAUUAUUAUUGUGGACGAGGGGACCAGUGCAAUCGAUACCGAGACUGAGACGCAAGUCAACAUGAACUUAAGAGAGUGGUUUCAAGGAAAGACAACAAUUCUCAUUGCGUACGUGCCUAUCUUUUUAAGGAGGUCACUUGGGUACUAA
Molecule: messenger RNA, 684 nt
Organism: Podospora pseudopauciseta
Lineage: Eukaryota; Fungi; Ascomycota; Sordariomycetes; Sordariales; Podosporaceae
Exons: 3
Coding region: 1-684 (227 amino acids)
Cellular component (GO): membrane
Molecular function (GO): ATP binding; ATP hydrolysis activity
Source: RefSeq, a predicted model, not a curated record